Messenger RNA from Staurois parvus, 301 nucleotides. NCBI's taxonomy places the organism in Eukaryota, Metazoa, Chordata, Amphibia, Anura, Ranidae. The record is from the annotation of a GenBank genome assembly.
UAUAGUGAAUGCAGGGUCCGGGGAGAGCGGAUAUAGUGAAUGCAGGGUCUGGGGAGACCGGAUAUAGUGAAUGCAGGGUCCUGGGAGACCAGAUAUAGUGAAUGCAGGGUCCGGGGAGACCAGAUAUAGUGAAUGCAGGGUCCGGGGAGAACAGAUAUAUUGAAUGCAGGGUCCGGGGAGACCGGAUAUAGUGAAUACAGGGUCCGGGGAGAGUGGAUAUAGUGAAUGCAGGGGUCCGGGGAGAGCGGAUAUAGUGAAUGCAGGGUCCGGGGAGACCAGAUAUAGUGAAUGCAGGGUCCGG